UAUAUCGAGAGGGAGCCAUACAAACCGAGUCAGAAAAAAGCCCAUUUCAGAGAGAGAGAUGAUACCAGUACCGGUGGGAGAAGAAGUCGGCCCGAAACUCGCUCGACUUCUGUACUUCGUCGGCGCCGGAUUUUUGUGCACUGCUGCGAUUAACAAGUGGAGAGAUUGGGAAAGAAAGUCUACGAUUCAAAAGCAACAACAGUUUAAUGGUCAAACACUGAAAAAUCAAUCAAAUGGGGUACAAAAAGCUAUUGAAUAAAAACGAUCCCCCCCCAUCCCACUUUUUUCUCUUUUUGAUGAGGGGGUUCUUGAUUUUCAAUAGGCCGUUGCUGUUAAAUAAACAAUUUGAUGAUUAUUCAGGUGGACAAAUUUUUCAAUGUAGUAAGUGGAUUUAGACUGUACAUGGUUUCUUCUUGUUUCUGAUGUAUGGACCAAAUUGUUUAGGAUUUCGUGAUUACAAAAGAAAAAAAAAUGGUUUGUUACUAUUGUGUUAUAGUUUAUGGAUUGCAUAAAACCUGUAAGAGAAACCUUUUGGUAUAGAAGAUAAUGUGAUCUAUUCACUGUGGA
Olea europaea var. sylvestris is the source of this 567-nucleotide messenger RNA. RefSeq lists its product as uncharacterized. Lineage: Eukaryota; Viridiplantae; Streptophyta; Magnoliopsida; Lamiales; Oleaceae. The transcript has 2 exons. The record is from RefSeq and is a predicted model, not a curated record. The coding region runs from base 59 to 259 and encodes 66 amino acids.